This is a messenger RNA of Astyanax mexicanus (Mexican tetra), 2335 nucleotides long. It is a transcript of the gene atg4a, whose product is annotated as autophagy related 4A, cysteine peptidase. Bases 238 to 1485 code for a protein of 415 amino acids. Lineage: Eukaryota; Metazoa; Chordata; Actinopteri; Characiformes; Acestrorhamphidae. The transcript is spliced from 13 exons. The record is from RefSeq and is a predicted model, not a curated record. Gene Ontology annotation, molecular function: protein-phosphatidylethanolamide deconjugating activity.
GUUUAAAGUCGGCAAUAGUCGGCGGGUUGACCGCUGAAGCCGGAUCUUUCACUGCUGUUUAUCCGGGAAGGAUUUCGUAACUGAGUUUCAAGUUUUCUCAUUGUUCCUUGGUGUUGGCCUGAACGCAUCUCUCACCAGGCAGAGCAGAGCAGAGUGACUCUGGACUGAUUCCUCUCGUUGACUGCAGCUGCUGAUCUGAGUUAGAUUACUAACUGGUGUUUUUAUAAUAACUGAUAUAUGAGGUUCUGGAUUGAACAGCUCAGCAAUCUGACCACAGGAUACAGCAUUUUAGCCAAGUAUGAAAACCAGAUCAACGUGCUCUCUGAAUUCCUAGAAGACAUACCAGACACUGACGAGCCAGUGUGGAUCUUAGGAGCGUAUUAUAAUGUUAAAACAGAAAAAUCAGAGCUGCUUUUGGAUGUGCGUUCACGACUUUGGUUCACCUACAGAAAAAAGUUCUCCCCUAUAGGUGGAACAGGCCCUUCAUCAGACACAGGCUGGGGCUGCAUGCUGCGAUGUGGGCAGAUGAUACUAGCACAAGCUCUGGUCUGCAGGCACCUGGGACGAGACUGGCGGCGGGUAGCAGAUGGAACUCAACCAGUGGAGUAUCAGCGCAUCCUACACUGCUUUCUGGACAGAAAAGAUAGCUGUUAUUCAAUUCACCAGAUGGCCCAGAUGGGGGUGGGUGAGGGAAAGUCUUUUGGAGAAUGGUACGGUCCAAACACAGUGGCCCAAGUUCUCAAGAAGCUGGCUCUGUUUGAUGACUGGAACUCGUUAGCUGUGUACGUGUCAAUGGAUAACACAGUAGUGAUAGAAGACAUCAAGAAGCAAUGUCGUCCGGCUAAUCAGGAUUCAAAGCUCAGGGCCCAAGAUGAGUCUUCAGCUGGGCAACGGCAGGUUCCGUUUCCCUUCUCUCACUCCACUAGCCGCUCCCAGCAGCCCCUGGACUGGAGGCCUCUGCUGCUGCUUAUUCCACUCCGUAUGGGCAUCAACAACAUCAACCCCAUCUACAUCCAGGCCCUUAAAGAGUGUUUUAAGAUGCCUCAAUCAUGUGGAGUGCUGGGUGGAAAACCCAACCUGGCUUAUUACUUCAUUGGAUUUAUAGAUGAUGAACUGAUUUACCUGGACCCUCACACCACGCAGUCAGCGGUGGAUUCAGAGAUGGGAACUGCUGUGGACGAUCAGAGUUACCACUGUCAGAGGAACCCUCGGCGCAUGAAGAUCACCAGCCUGGACCCGUCUGUAGCACUGGGCUUCUUCUGCAAGAGUGAGGAGGACUUUGACAGCUGGUGUAAUCUGGUUCAGCAGGAGAUCCUGAAGAAGCGGAAUCUGCGGAUGUUUGAGCUGGUGGAGAAGCAUCCCUCUCACUGGCCGCCAUUCGUUCCGCCGACUAAACCAGAAGUGCAGACCACAGGAGCAGAGUUCAUCGAGUCCACAGACAAGCUGUUCGAGUCGGAGGAGGAGUUCGAGAUCCUGAAUGUGUGAGCGCCGCCCCCCUCCCUCCUCAGCUCCUGCAAUCAAUGAAAGAUCCGGAUUGGGGCGGAGCCUCAGGCUUCUACUGAUCCGUUGCUGCACAAGUGCCUCAGAUCAACACCAAGCAAAACACAGCUAUGUACGCAAAAAAACACCUCAGCAUCCAGUAAUAAUAGAACAGGACCUGAAGACCAGGGAGAAACCUCCUGGCCAGCUAAUCCACGUGGACGGACUGUCAGUAUUUACAGAUUUCAGGAGCUUGCUCUGUCUCACUUUGGAGCACAGGUUUAAAACAAACAAACAAAAAAGCCAAGGAUCACUGUAGCCACUGUAUUUCUGAUUUUUAUUUGUAUUGUUCAUUUAUAGGAAGGUCUGAGAGUCUUUACAGAUUCUUUACAGACUUAUUGUUCUUUUUUUUUUUUAAUAUAACUGUCGAGAGCUCAUUCAGAGGACUCUGAGGUUGCAUGAAAAUGUACUGUACUGUAUCACACGUCUCCCACUGCAAAAAACGCAAACCUGGACCUGGAGGAAGACAGACAUGUGCACACACACACACACACACACGCACUACCUCCUGAAGCCAGGAGACAGCAGAUAUGCAGAUGUACAAUACAAUACUUUUAUACAGUGUUACAUGAGGAAAAAUAUGACAACCAUACCUGUGGAAAGUGCCUCUCUAUCUCUCUUUCUAUCUGUUUCUCUUCUUGUCAUAUUUAUGUUAUGGUUUGUGGAAUGGUUAAGGUAAUUGUUGUUUUUUUCCUCAUUUACCAGAAAGGUUAACCAAACCCCCCUCAACCUAUUAAAAAAAAUAUUGCACAUUCAUGUAAAUAUGCCUGAAAAUAUUAAAGAUAUUUAAUCACAA